AUGGAAUCAAUUGCUGUUCCAGGCCAAUUUCUUGGUAAUACGAGUGCCUUUCAAGGAGGACCCGGGACACACAUCUGCGGUUCAAAACUGUACGCCUCGAUUCUAGGACCCAUAUCAAGGACAUCUCCUUUAUCAUCCGGUCCUACGAAACGUCUAACAAAAAUCACGUCUUCAUCAUCCGCCGUCCUGCCCAUACUUUCAAUCGAUCGAUGUAUUUCCUCUGGGAAUACCUCUAAUGUCAAUAAGACCGCGAAAACUAACGACAAGGUACUACCAAAUGUGGGAAAUACCGUAUUAUGUCGAGUCACACGCAUAACUCCAAAGCAAGCAACUGUCGGGAUAUUAGUUGUUGGUGAGACGGUCAUGCACGGCGAGUGGCAGGGUUUGAUCCGAGUGCAAGACGUGCGGGCAACAGAAAAAGAUAAGGUCAGAAUAGUUGAGAGCUUCCGACCAGGUGAUAUUGUGAGAGCAGUCGUGAUUUCGCUCGGUGAUCAAUCAAAUUACUACCUCUCUACGGCCAGCAAUAAUCUGGGAGUUAUCAUGGCCAAAAGUGAAGCUGGAAACGCCAUGUAUCCAGUAAGCUGGAAAGAGUAUCGAGAUCCGGAAACUAAUUUGAGCGAGAGUCGGAAAGUAGCGAAGCCUCUAUGA
Molecule: messenger RNA, 648 nt
Organism: Blumeria graminis f. sp. triticale
Lineage: Eukaryota; Fungi; Ascomycota; Leotiomycetes; Helotiales; Erysiphaceae
Source: the annotation of a GenBank genome assembly